This is a messenger RNA of Neopelma chrysocephalum (saffron-crested tyrant-manakin), 1978 nucleotides long. RefSeq lists its product as uncharacterized. NCBI's taxonomy places the organism in Eukaryota, Metazoa, Chordata, Aves, Passeriformes, Pipridae. Gene Ontology annotation, molecular function: ubiquitin-protein transferase activity; metal ion binding. Bases 871 to 1962 code for a protein of 363 amino acids. The record is from RefSeq and is a predicted model, not a curated record. The transcript is spliced from 2 exons. Gene Ontology annotation, biological process: protein autoubiquitination.
ACUGUCUUUCAGAAGUAUGGAGACUUGGCAAGCGGAGAGGGACCUGGCACUGUGAGUGAGUGCCAGUGGCACUGGGUGAGGCUGGAGCAAAAUGCCCCUUUCUGCUUCUCCCUGAGGCAGGGGCAUGACCCACAGGGGUGGGAGACUCACACCCAGGGUUGGCCACUGACCACCCAAGUCCUCCAAAUCCUGGCAUAGCCUAGGGAAAGGCAGUGAGAGGAGAAGGUGUCAUCCAGCUGCAAGCAGUCCAUGCUGACUAUUCCCACCACUCUGCCCCUCACAGGAGACCAUGACGUGGGAUGACACACAUUACCAUCUGUGGCUGAGAAAGAGCGACACAGAAAUAGAGAUGUUGAAAACAAGAAACAUUAUUUCCUUUUUUUCUCCUGACACUGUGUGCUAGUCAGGGCAAAUAUCAUAUUGUGACAUCACCUGCUGGCUGAGUGUGACAUCACUGAGCAGCAGAUUGUGACAUCAUGGAGGGAUGUACAAGGACACCUUGUCGUCCACUGCUUAUAUUUGGACUAGUAAAGGACAGAACCUUUACUAGUCUGGCUCAAACCUGAACUCCAUCUGAGCAAGACUGUGAGGCCAGGAGGAUUGAGCCAGGCUUCUUUGGUGCUGACUGGUGCCUGUCAUUGGCAGAUCUCAGUGCCAGAUCCAGAGCAAUCACGCCUGUUUCCCUGUCCCUGCCUGGUUCAGGCAGCUAGGCACUGCAGGUGCUGGCAGCAGUGAAGGGCCCUGGGCAUUUCUUCCUCCCCUUCCCAGGACACUAGUCGCCAUGGCCUCUCCCUCUUUCAAUGUGUGACACCAGUGAGGGAAAGCAGCUCCUGAUCCUCAGCUCUCACCAGUGUGCUGCAGAGCACAAAAAUGGCCAUGGAGAUAGAGAGGAACUGCUCCAUCUGCCAGGACACUCAGAAGGACGUGGCUUCAACUCUGCCCUGUCGUCACCGGUUCUGCCUGGGCUGUAUCCUGCGGUGGGCUCAGAGAAAUCCAUCGUGCCCACUCUGCAGAAGAACAAUAGAGACUAUCAGGUUUUCUGACAGUGAAGACGACUACCUGGAGACAGCCAUCACAGCCCCUGAGGAACUGCCAGAUGACAGCAGCCUGGCAGGGACAACUCCUGAUCUCCUGGAUGAGAACAGCCCCCAUUUUCCAGUGGCAUCCCAUCCAUCUUCUCCACAGGGGACACUGUCCCCACCUGAGCAGAGGACCUCAGGGCUGGAGUUCGGGGGUGGCCUUCUUCCUGAGGUCUGGGCAGGACUUUUCCGUGGACGACAGCAGCUCCUGGACCCUGUGCGGCCCUGGCUGCGCCAGAGGCUGGAGGGAAUAUACCGGAGCUGGUGGUGGCUGGUUGAGGCCGCAGAGAGCACCAUCCUGCACGACCUCUGUGUCAAGGGGCCGAAUGCACAGGCCUUGAUUGAGGGGCUGGAGCCUCUCCUCGAGCAACACACAGCACUGCUGGUCCAUGGUGCCAUCAACAUAAUUGUGGGCCAGUGCAGCGAAGAGGCCCAGAGGCUGCUGCACUCUGGUGCAGUCAGGGAUGAGAACAACAGCCCUGUGGCCAGAGCCAGCUCCAGCUCCAGCAACUUCAGCUCCAACAGCUCCUGGGAGGGGUCUCCUGCCAGUGGCCCUGCAGGCCCCAAUGUGGAGACAGAAGCUGGUACAUCAAAGGCCACUCUACACAGGAGUCCCAGGCACCCCCUUCCUGUGCCUGUCCCUGCAGAGCAGGACCAGCCUCAGGAGGAGCCAAGGCAGGCAAUGACAGUGGCAGGUUCCUCUGCCCAGGGCAGCAGCCGUAGCCAGUCCAGUCUGGGCAGGCACCAAUGUCCUGGUGGGCCUGGACGACCCCCAAAUAGAAGGGCACCCAGCCCCAGGACUUUCCCCAGCUCUGCAAGAGACCACCCUUCUGGCAGCACUAGCAGGGCUCCUGCAACCCUUUAUUCAAGGAAAAGGAAAUAAAUUGUUAUUUCUCUCA